Messenger RNA from Rhea pennata, 2715 nucleotides. It is a transcript of the gene MEIOC, whose product is annotated as meiosis specific with coiled-coil domain. The transcript is spliced from 7 exons. Gene Ontology annotation, biological process: meiotic cell cycle; male meiosis I; mRNA stabilization. Bases 16 to 2715 code for a protein of 899 amino acids. The record is from RefSeq and is a predicted model, not a curated record. NCBI's taxonomy places the organism in Eukaryota, Metazoa, Chordata, Aves, Rheiformes, Rheidae. Gene Ontology annotation, cellular component: nucleus; cytoplasm.
GUGUUCAGUAGUGUAAUGACAGGCUCUGGCUCAUUAUAUGAUUGCUACAAAUCACAGAAUGAAGAUAGUGUAGACCUACCUCAGACCUACAAUUCUCCCCUCUCAACAUCAGAAUAUUCUGCACCUGUGGACUCUUCCCUUUUAUAUGCACCAUGGUCUAUAUAUGGAGAUGAUAAGCAGUCUGCUGGUUCUCAGCUUAAUGUAAAGUCCAGGAUUCAGCCUGAAAGGAAUGAUUAUGGUAGUGAAACGGAUUUAUAUGGACUUGUGUCUAACAUCUUGGAAGAACAAGAUAAAUCUCAGCCAUAUUUUGCUGAUGGGAGUUGUUCUUCCAACUUGAAGUCAGUAUGGCCUGUGAACACAACCAGAAUCCCAGACCACCAUGACUUGUUGUCAGAAACUAAAAGACCAGUUGUAGCACCUGUCUCACAACAGGUUUUUUAUACUAGUGAAUCCACACCUGCUGAAAAACAGUACUUGCAGAGUGGUAAUCUUGCAUCCCAACAGAAAGUAGAUGAAUGUUAUCAUGGGUUUAAUGGCACAGACUUUGAAGAGCAGUGGUUAUACACUUCUCGGAAUGAUCAUGCCACCUGUUACAACGUGCAGACUAAUGAGAGUGUUAAGACAGCACCCGUGUUACAGAACUAUCCAUAUGUUAAAAACACCUUUACGCCUCAGGUUGGGUUUUCAGAAGUAAUCAAAGACUCGGGAGCUGAUGCCUACUCUUACGGGAGAGAGAAAGUAUGUCCCAAAGGUGCAGAUGUGCAGGUACAGCAAAAGCAGGCAGAAACAUUUCUUCCGCAAUUUCACAGAUAUAAUGAAAAUGCAGAUUAUAGUAGGUAUACUGAAUAUUCUCAUCCAAAUAAAGCAAAGCCUAGCAAGAGUAGCAAUUGUAGUCUCCAAGAAAAUAAAAAGUUGGUAAAUGGAACAACUGAGGCACCCUCUGUGGACACAGAAACCUAUACUAAGUUAUUUCAAGUUAAACCAGGAACUCAGAAGAAAAUGGAAGAUAUAAUUCCAGAUCAGCAAAACUUUACAUUUUCCAAGGCUGGAGGACUUCUGUCAGAAAAACAAUUUGCAAAUAAACCUUCAUUCUGUGCAGAGUUUGGGCAAAAAUCAGAGUAUGGACUAAAAUCUCUUACAGCUUGUUCAGGGAAUAGUGAUUGUGCAAAUGUAGAAAAGCAACAGUUUUCCAAGUCUGAUCUACAGAAUUCUGACUACUGUAAAUCACUUACAUUAUUACCAAACUCAGCAAACACUUCAGCAGGUACUAAUGUAAGGCCAACUUGGAUGAACAUUCAAACUAAAACCAGUGCUUCUGUCCCAUUUCAGAAUCCAAGUCCUUUAGUGAAACUGAAUAAUCAUUUAUCUACCCUUUCAAAGGGUUUCAGUCAUUCAAAUGAUUUUUUUCAGUUGUCAUCUUCAAAUUUCCCUUUAAAUAGUAAUUUAUUUCACAAGUGCUGCCAAGAUAAUCCUUCAUUUUUUUCUGGUUUUGAGUUUGGUUAUAAUGCAGCAGAUCGAGCUCAGUCUGCUGCUUAUGUGGAAUCACUAGUUAAGACUGGAGAAGAGAAUCUCUUUGAGUCUGUAAGUGACAAGAAAUUAAAGCAGCCAAAUGGAUUCUGUGAAAAUUAUUCAGCUCAACAGUUUGAGAUCACUGAAAAUGUAAACAAACACUGUUUCCAGUUGAAGCCACAGAGUGGACAUUAUAAUCUGGAAGAAGAACAAAAACCUACAGAUGGGUUACUGCAGAGCACAUACCAAGAUUUAAUGGAGUCUCAGGGUCAGUUUAACCUCAGACAGGGAAGUGGAGACAGUAAUGCUGUCAAUCGUGUGACUCGUCCACAGGUUUCAAGCUUUUCCAACAAUUACAUGAUGGGUGACUUGAGACCUAAUCAGCAGCUUGGCUCAAAUGGAUUCCCCUUGAGAUCAGCCCGUUCAUUUGGCCAUUCAGUUGUGCCUUUGAUGGAAUCUUACGGCUUGUUUUCCUAUAAUGAUUUAACUCACUUCUAUCCUUAUUUUAAUGAUAUGAUGUAUGGUGACAGUUCACUUUCCGGUUUUGUACCAGCGUUUGGAUUUCAAAGACCAGUUAAAACUCGUAGUGGGCUUGCCAGUGAGUUAUAUGUUAGACUAGAAGAAUGUCAUGAACAGUGGAGAGCUUUGGAGAAAGAAAGAAAGAAGACUGAAUCAGCUCUUGCUAAGAACUACCCAGGGAAAAAGGUUUCUAGUUCUAACAACACUCCAAUCCCAAGGCUGACAUCAAACCCUUCAAGAGUUGACCGCUUAAUUGUGGAUCAGCUACGUGAACAAGCCAGAGUUGUGACUUUACUGGGAAAAAUGGAACGCCUUCGCAGUUCUCCCCUUCAUGCUAACAUUUCUACUGCUCUUGACAAACAUCUAGAGGUAAUUCACGUAGUGCAGUCACGUAGAAAAGAUGAAAUUGUAAAUGCUUCAAAUCGACGAAGGCAAGGAGCUCCCAGGUGCCAAGAUGACAGAGAUGUUUUUGCUCUUGCUUUGGCAAUUAAAGAGAUGAGCAUAGCAACACGUAAAGUACGUACUACUCUUUGGUGUGCGCUCCAGAUGACCUUACCAAAAGCUACAGCUGGACAACUGGAUACAGAGAAAGCUCUUCAGGAGAUGGUACAAUGUGAAGACAAAGUGUGUGAAAACACGAACAGCUGCAGCAUCCCAAAUCAGAGGGCUGAAACCAGCAAGCGCUAA